Macadamia integrifolia is the source of this 994-nucleotide messenger RNA. RefSeq lists its product as uncharacterized. The record is from RefSeq and is a predicted model, not a curated record. Bases 86 to 691 code for a protein of 201 amino acids. The transcript has 7 exons. Lineage: Eukaryota; Viridiplantae; Streptophyta; Magnoliopsida; Proteales; Proteaceae.
AGUAUUUUUGUUUUGAAAGAGAAAAAAAAUUAGAGGUACAGAUAAUAGGCAACGAUACUCUUUGGGAAAAAUAGGGAGAGCGGGGAUGAUUUUAAAUCUGACAAGCAAGCUGAGAAGAAAGUCUCGUAGAGAUCGAGGAGACGACAAAUACUCUCUUCCAACCCGGGAUGACCCUGCCGAGCUCGUUGACUAUCAUCCCAUCGACACUCAAGAGCAAGAAGAGUUAGUUAGCUCCUUCGAAAGUAGCCAGAUUCAACAGAGUUUUCUUUGGAGGAGAGUGUUCGCUGCCCUUUUCUUUUGUUAUGUGGCGUUUCUCCUUUUCUCCAUCUUUCAGCAGGCUUCAUCUCCUUGGGAAUUGCGGUUUCAUGCUUACUUCAUGGAUGAGGUCCAGUCAUGGAUUGUCAUCUCUGCAGAUUGUGUAGCUGUUUUAGCAUCUAUGAUGGCUAUCACAGGGUUGCUAAAGUCUCAUAGACAAUGGAUUUGGUAUUCCUGCUAUACUGGUGUUCUACUGGCAAUCUUUUGGUUGCAUCACAUGCUGAGGAUGCCAAAGUUCCGAUGGGAUGUUUUAUGGCUUCCAUUUGGGCCUUUGAGCGGUGCUGGAAUUUGCCUGUAUGUGGACAGUGUAUUUGCCGAAUCAUUGGAAGAUGUAAGAAAACUACGUCGUUACAUGUAUGCAUAUAAGGCCACCUAAAAACUAGGUCCUGAUGGAUUGGCUUCAUCUUCUACUUCAAACCAUGAGAUUGAUAAAGCAUGGAGAGGUCUCACUUCCUCUAGUUGGUAUGGCCAUUUGCAUUUGCAAGGGGUUUCUAGAAUAGAGGAAAGUUCCUGGUAUGCAUUGUGCAUGUCCAUGACUUGCAAAUCUACUUAGGAGUGUAAAUUUUGGGGUAGCAUGUACCUGUUAAAGUAAUGAAAAUUUCACGUUGGGAUGAUGAAUAACAAUUAUGGGCAGAACUGUAGCGGCAUGGUUAAUGAAAUUUUCUUUAACUUUGAUUCA